Tachysurus vachellii is the source of this 847-nucleotide messenger RNA. RefSeq names its product translocase of outer mitochondrial membrane 20b (gene tomm20b). Gene Ontology annotation, biological process: protein targeting; protein import into mitochondrial matrix; tRNA import into mitochondrion. The record is from RefSeq and is a predicted model, not a curated record. Gene Ontology annotation, molecular function: transmembrane protein transporter activity. Gene Ontology annotation, cellular component: mitochondrial outer membrane; mitochondrial outer membrane translocase complex. The transcript is spliced from 5 exons. Lineage: Eukaryota; Metazoa; Chordata; Actinopteri; Siluriformes; Bagridae. The coding region runs from base 115 to 555 and encodes 146 amino acids.
CCUUCUUCUUCUCGUCCAUUCGGGGGUCAUGUACAAAAUCGCAUAGCAACCUUCUGCCCUAAAAGUACGCCGUGUUUUAAUUAGACGGAUUUAUUUAGUAUCUCGGUUGAAGAGAUGAUGGGCGGUAAGACGAGUGCGAUAGCGGCUGGAGUCGGUGCGGCGCUUUUCGUAGGUUACUGUAUUUAUUUUGACCGAAAACGAAGAAGCGACCCGAACUUCAGGAGCAAGCUGAGAGACCGAAGGAGGAAGCAGAAAGUCGCACAAGAGAAAGCAGGACUGUCACGACUACCUGAUUUGAAGGACGCUGAAGCUGUCCAGAAGUUCUUCCUAGAAGAGAUUCAGCUGGGAGAAGAGCUGCUGGCGCAGGGAGACUAUGAGAAAGGAGUGGACCACCUGACCAAUGCUAUAGCAGUGUGUGGUCAGCCUCAGCAGCUGCUCCAGGUGUUGCAGCAGACUCUGCCUCCACCCGUCUUCCAGAUGCUGCUCACCAAACUGCCCACCAUCAGCCAGCGCAUCGUCAGUGCACAGAGCUUGAGCGACGACGACAUCGAAUAAGACGAGACCCUUUUUAAAGCCCUCAGUGACCCUUCCUCAGUGUGCAGCCUUCUCUCAGCAGUUUCAUUCCUCCAUGUUUAAAUACCCGUUUCUUUCUAUCCAUUGUGCAAAAUAGCCACCAAACUACCACUCGUAAGAAAAAUCUGAAAAGCCUGUAAAUUCUACCAUCAGAUGUUAAUGUCUUAGUGUUUUGGUAACAUUUAACUGUAUUUUAUCAGAUCCAGCGAUUUUGAGGUUUGUGCUGUCUGCACACUGCCUGUUUUUGAAUGUUGUAUAAACUGAUAAGAACGAA